Messenger RNA from Cucumis melo (muskmelon), 2247 nucleotides. Its product is annotated as GTPase LSG1-2-like. Gene Ontology annotation, molecular function: GTP binding; GTPase activity. The transcript has 8 exons. NCBI's taxonomy places the organism in Eukaryota, Viridiplantae, Streptophyta, Magnoliopsida, Cucurbitales, Cucurbitaceae. Gene Ontology annotation, cellular component: cytosol. The coding region runs from base 316 to 2076 and encodes 586 amino acids. The record is from RefSeq and is a predicted model, not a curated record.
AUUUUAGAAAAGAGUCGGCCUAAUUUUGUAAAAUGGAAUACAAAUAAAUAAAAGAAAGAGAAAACCUAAACUUUUCCAUCCUCCUCUCUCCUUCUUCUCCCCGCCUAUUUACCAUUAAGCCCGGCCGUCGCCGUUGUCUUUCUUCCACUCGUGGCGCCGUAAUCUCUCUCCUUCUGAUUUUGCUCUUAUUUUCACCUCUCUUCUUCUUAUGGGAGUAUGCACCAUUUCGGUAUAGAUAAAUAUCUAUACCUAAGGAAAUAAAAUCAACGGUUCCAGACGAGAUACUUGUAUUACGCUGUGUGCUGGGAUUUCGAUAUGGGGAAGAACGACAAGAUGGGGCUAGGUCGGGCUCUUGUGAAGCAACAUAACCAAAUGAUCCAGCAGUCUAAGGAGAAAGGUAGAUUCUACAAAUCUCAGCAGAAGAAGGUUUUGGAGUCGGUCACUGAGGUCAGUGACAUUGAUGCUGUUAUCCAACAAGCAGAUGAGGCCGAGCGCCUCUUCUCUAUCAAUAACCCUACUCCCAACUUUCUUAUCAACUUGGAUGGAAGUUCGAGUAUUAGUGAAAUGACUCCUGCAGAAAGAAGAGAGCAGCAAAAAAUAGAGGAGGCUUUGCACGCCAGCAGUCUACGAGUUCCACGUAGGCCCCCCUGGAAUUCAAAGAUGUCUGCAGAGGAGCUUGAUGAUAAUGAGAGACAAUCUUUCUUAAUAUGGCGUCGAAGCCUUGCGAGGCUUGAGGAGAAUGAAAAUCUUGUUCUUACUCCAUUUGAGAAAAACCUAGAUAUUUGGAGACAGCUUUGGCGGGUUGUCGAGCGAUGUGAUUUGCUUGUGAUGGUUGUUGAUGCUCGAGACCCUUUGUUCUACCGCUGCCCUGACCUGGAGGCAUAUGCAAGAGAAGUUGAUCAACAUAAAAGGACAAUGCUUCUUGUGAACAAGGCAGAUCUGCUGUCUUAUUCAGUCAGGAAGAAAUGGGCAGAAUUUUUCAGUCAGCACGAAAUAUUAUAUCUGUUUUGGUCAGCUAAAGCUGCCUCUGCCGCUCUGGAUGGGAAAAAACUUAGCACCCAGUGGAACACCAAUGAACCCCAGAAUGGUGUGGAUGAUCCUGAUAUGAAAAUAUAUGCUCGAGACGAGCUUCUGGCUCGUUUGCAGUAUGAGGCUGAGCAGAUUGUUGAAAGGAGAACAUCAAGCACUAACUCUACAAGCCGAUCAGAUAAUCUUUCUGUAGGAGGAAAAAUGAAUGAAAAAUCACCAGGUAGCGUCAUGGUGGGAUUCGUUGGGUAUCCAAAUGUUGGAAAGAGCUCGACAAUUAAUGCUUUAGUUGGCCAGAAACGGGCAGGAGUCACCUCUACUCCUGGGAAGACAAAGCACUUCCAAACAUUGAUUAUUUCCGACAAGCUUACACUAUGUGAUUGCCCUGGUUUAGUUUUUCCUUCAUUUUCAAGCUCAAGAUACGAAAUGAUUGCUUAUGGAGUAUUGCCUAUUGAUCGAAUGACGGAGCACAGGGAGGCUAUUCAAGUCGUUGCCAAUCGAGUCCCAAGGCAUGUGAUUGAGGAUGUGUACAAGAUUAAAUUGCCGAAACCAAAACCUUAUGAGCCACAAUCUCAACCACCCCUAGCAUCAGAACUUUUGAAAGCAUAUUGCGUCUCCCGAGGUUAUGUUGCAUCUAGUGGAUUGCCGGACGAAACUAGAGCUUCCCGCCAAAUUUUGAAGGAUUACGUUGAUGGAAAGAUUCCCCACCAUGAAUUGCCCCCAGGAAUAUCCAAUGAGGAUCAUAUUCAGGAAGAAGAUGCUGAGACUCAAAAGCUCUCCGCUACAAUGCACGAUUCAGACUCGGAUGAUGGUGAAAAAGGCCACGGUGUUGAACAGGUGGCUGAUUAUCUUGAUUCAUUUGAUCUAGCUAAUGGACUUGCCAAGCCAAACAUUAGCGAAAAGAAGGCUAAGGCAUCUUCUCAUAAACGCCACAAGAAGCCAGAGAGAAAAAAGGAUCGAUCGUGGCGGAUGGGAAACGAUGGUGGGGAUGGGAUGCCUGCAGUGAGAGUGUUGCAGAAGCCAAUAAACUCAGGCCCCUUGAAAGGUUAGUUAGUUGAUGUAUCUAUAUCAACUUUCAAGGCUUACUUUUGCAUCCUUUUAGUUUAAUGGAAAUGCUAAAAUCGAGGAUGCGCUAUUUCUCCUACUCUAAACUGCAACCGCGUGUGUGUAUAUUAUUACUUUUCUUUAAUGGGUUAUGAAAUUUAUUAUAGGUUAUACCAA